Geodia barretti is the source of this 414-nucleotide messenger RNA. The record is from the annotation of a GenBank genome assembly. NCBI's taxonomy places the organism in Eukaryota, Metazoa, Porifera, Demospongiae, Tetractinellida, Geodiidae.
CCUGUUAAUACCACAAGGAUGCUUGCUGUUGUACUGAGCGUUUGUGCCCUGUUAUGGUGUUCAGUAUUGACCUACGCAAGUGAAACUGAAGAACUGUUUCUGACAUCAUCUGAUGAAAAAGAUGCUGUUAUUCAAGCUGAACAUAUUAUCAUCACCGAUAUUAACCAGGUCAUCUGUUGGUAUCGUGGUGCUACAGCUCCGAGUAGCAUGAAUUGGUAUCAUCAGUUUGACGACCGUCGAUUUCGUGGAGAGGAUAGCAUUCCCUCAAAAACUGACAGUAGGAAUUUUGGGUGGUAUAGUGGUGAGCAAACAACAUCACCUCCAUAUAAACAACUUAAACUAUUGAAAGACGUGAGCUAUGUUCCAGUUGAGGGAUAUUUCUUCUGUGAUCCUGAUCGUAAUAAUAAUAAUAAU